Leptonychotes weddellii (Weddell seal) is the source of this 261-nucleotide messenger RNA. NCBI's taxonomy places the organism in Eukaryota, Metazoa, Chordata, Mammalia, Carnivora, Phocidae. The record is from RefSeq and is a predicted model, not a curated record.
AUGAGACUCCAUGUACUUCUCUUCAUGCUCCUCUUUUUGACCCUCUUAUCUCCAGUAAGAAGUGGUUUGGCUUCUGGUGAAAACCAUUGUUUAAAUCUGGCUGGCAUUUGCAGAAGAGACAUCUGUAAAUUAACAGAGGAUCAGAUUGGUGCCUGCAAAAGAAGAUGGAGAUGCUGUAGAUCGUGGUGGAUUCUUAUACCAAUUCCAACACCACUUAUCUAUUCAGAUUAUCAAGAACCCCUUAAGCAUAAAUUAAAAUGA